Molecule: messenger RNA, 679 nt
Organism: Ictalurus punctatus (channel catfish)
Lineage: Eukaryota; Metazoa; Chordata; Actinopteri; Siluriformes; Ictaluridae
Product: C-type lectin domain family 17, member A
Exons: 3
Source: RefSeq, a predicted model, not a curated record
AUGGACAAAGCAGGAAAUAUUUGCAAACACCCUGUGAAGCACCUGGUGAAACAAAACGUCAGUAGACUAAAUGUAGUAGUGUUGUGUUUAUUUCUUGCUCAUCACUUCUUGACCACAGGAAGCGAAGAUUGCGGAAUUUGUGAGGAAGGAUGGAAGGCUCUUGGUUUAAAGUGUUACUACUUUUCCACUGAGAAACUGAACUGAACGCAGAGUCGAGAUUACUGUGCGAAGAGCGGAAGCCAUCUUGUGAUUAUAACCAGCCAAACUGAACGGGAUUUUGUAUCUUCGCAAAUUCGUGAAACACACUGGAUUGGCUUGAAUGACUUGGAGACUGAGGGAGACUGGACAUGGGUGAACAACCAGCCCUUAAAUGAAACGGGUGUGAUCAAGAGCCCCAAACAGCCUGACAACUGGGAAAGGGAGGACCCUUCUGGAGAGAACUGUGCUGCUCUGGGGGACGCGAAUGGUAACCUACAUACAUGGUUUGAUGCGUCUUGUAAUAAGACAAAAAGGUGUAUCUGUGAGAAGUAAGAUCAUUCUAAAUUUUGUGUCUGCAAAUACUUGUGCUUUCAGGAAUGUAGGAUAAUUUUUGGUUGAUGAGUCGGAAUAUUUUAUAUUGUAAAUCAGCUAACAUUAAAUUUACCUGUAUUUUUUGUUUAUUUAUUUUUUUUAAACAUGU